AUGUAUGCGCCAGCGUACGAGGUCAACCCGUUCGGUGUCGUUCGGCACAGGGGGAGCCAUGUACCGGCCCCCCGUAACAUAGGGAAUGGUGGCCACGUGUACGUGCGCCUCGACAGUUGGGCGGCUGUGGCAGAGGAGGAGGAGGAGGAGGAGGAGGAGGAGGAGGACGACGAGGAGGAGGAGGAGGAACUUCAGGCUGAGAGGUGGAGAGCUUUCAGCAGCACUGCUGUGGAGGAGGAGCAGGAGCAGGAGCAGGAGCAGGAGCAGGAGCAGGAGCAGGAGCAGGAGCAGGAGCAGGAGCAGGAGCAGGAGCAGGAGCAGGAGCAGGAGCAGGAGCAGGAGCAGGAGCAGGAGCAGGAGCAGGAGAUGAUGCUGGAUAAAGAUCGAGGCGGAGGAGCAGGAGCAGGAGUAGGAGUAGGAGCAGAAACAGCAGCAGCAGCAGCAGCACAUCAUCUCCACCAUUCAUAA
Molecule: messenger RNA, 468 nt
Organism: Volvox carteri f. nagariensis
Lineage: Eukaryota; Viridiplantae; Chlorophyta; Chlorophyceae; Chlamydomonadales; Volvocaceae
Exons: 2
Coding region: 1-468 (155 amino acids)
Source: RefSeq, a predicted model, not a curated record